Messenger RNA from Triticum urartu, 5189 nucleotides. Its product is annotated as G-type lectin S-receptor-like serine/threonine-protein kinase At2g19130. NCBI's taxonomy places the organism in Eukaryota, Viridiplantae, Streptophyta, Magnoliopsida, Poales, Poaceae. The record is from RefSeq and is a predicted model, not a curated record. Gene Ontology annotation, biological process: recognition of pollen; protein phosphorylation. Gene Ontology annotation, molecular function: ATP binding; protein serine/threonine kinase activity.
CAUAGCAUGGCGGACAUCAGGUUGCCAGAAAACGUCCAAAACACGAAGCAGCUUAGAAGUGGAGAAGAAUGUCGCGCACAAGUUAGCAAAAUGUAAAAUCUAUGAUGAAGUACAAAGGAAGGGGACCUUUUUUUUUUAAGGGAAAGGAAGGGGACCUUAUCUUGUGAAUGAACUUACCGUUUGUAAAAUGUAUGAUCUCUUUGCACUGAGAGACCUCUACUUGUUGGUUAAGAUGUUAAUUGCUUUGCCUGAAACUAACAUGGCAUGUAUAUGACCAAGCAUGCAUAUAAGUUUCUCUGCACCCAUUAGUUGUACAAAAAUAGCUUGCUACCUCGUCAGUUUUCCUAAGCCGUUUCCCAAUCUUAUCCCAGCUCACAUCAAUCAAAACUUCCAUUCACAAUGGUUUAUAUAUAAAGUAAUAUAAUGUAUGAAACUUAACAAGGUAUGCUGCAAACAGGGUUUCUAUAUGGAGUAGACGUGCUACCUGACAAAGAAAACCACAGCAGCCUGCCUAACUGCUGGCCUAAGGAUAUACACAUUUCAAUAUACUGGCUAUGCUGAACAAUUAAUACAGGUUGUGGUACUAGCUAGUCGCCCUCAAGAUACUGCAGCUAAUCACAGCAUGUGUCUAUCGUGAACAAUGCAAUACUUUUUGAAAUAAAACUGUAGGAAAGAGCCAAAAGUAAUAGUUAAUUAAAGAUCAGAUAUAUUUACAAUAGGGAAAUCCUAUAUAACAACUCCCUCCAUUCCGAAUUAAUUGAAGUUCUAGAUUUGUCCCAAGUCUAAAGAAAAAUAUGCUAAGAUUUAAAGUAUCAAAUAUACAUAGUACAAAAUAUACUUUAUAAAUCUAAUUUGGUGUUGUAGAUGUUAGCACAUUUUUCUGACUUGGUCAAACUUAAACAAGUUUGGCUUAGGACAGACCUAGAAUUUCAAUUAAUUUGGAACGGAGGGAGUAAAUAGGUGAUCCCCACUAACCUAUUUCUGUCAACAUAUGCAAACAUGCCACCUCGAUGUGUAACCAUGCAUGGGAAAAAGCACACCUCAACAUACAACCAUGCAUGGGAAAAGGAUCAGCCAUUUCUAUUUUAUUAUUCUACUUGUAUUCAAUAAAUGUUUCACAACUACACAAUAAUCAAAUACAAUAAAAUCAUAUAUAUAUUCAGUUUCAGUUCUCAUAUUAUUAAUCCCAAUUUCCUGUUCUAUACAACCAAAUAUCAUCGAAAUAUAUUGCAACCAACUCCCGCAGAAACACGCGGGGUGUCAUCUAGUAUAUACAGAGAGUGGGGAGAGGAAUAUACAAGAGGAAGGGGAAGAGGCGUAGCAAGAUGAACAAGGCAUGGCCUAAGAGGAGCCUCAAGUUCAGCGUUCACUCAGUAAGAAAGAAGGAAGAUGUCUCUCUUGAAAAGGAAAGACUAGGAGGCUAAACUUGGAUUGAUAUUAUCAAAGAUCUUAGCAUUCCUCUGUUUCUAUAUGUUCCACGCAACAACAUUGAAGGACUAGCUGAAGUUCUGUCUAGCCUGGAUAAUCAUGCCUUCCACUGGUAAGAGUUGAGGGGUGAAUCAAUAGUCGCACAGCAAUCUGUGCUGAAGCCGCAUUUCCAGAACAGGUAGUAGCAGGAUUCAACAUCUCCCGCGUUACAUAAAAUGCAACUAGAACUUCCAUUGAUCUGGAUGUGUCAUCGUUCGAGCAAGUCCUUAGGAUUGAGCCUAUCAUUCAAAAGGAGCCAAGCAAACGCCUUGAGCUUGGAUGAGCAGUUCGACUUCCAUAUCUAGGAAGAGUAAAUCGGAGCUCAAACGUGUUGGAGGGAGAUGUCAUAAAUCUUCGAUGCAGAGAAACAGUCGACCCAAGGGAAGCUCCAGGUGUCACAAGGAAGCCACACGGACUUGACCCAGCUAAACAUGAAAGUGGCCUAUGGUGAACAGGUCAGCACAAUUCAAUGGUGUCACCCGUGGUUACACCAUAACUUGACACCAUAACUUGGUAUUUCUACUGAGGUCAUCCAAGACCUAGCUGUCGUAUUAUUCAUUAGUUACCUCCAUUGUUUCUGGAGCUGAUUGAGCCAUUUAAACAUGCAUGUGGUGCAUUUAAACAUGCAGUGGUGCCUCUAAGUCAUUGUUCUAUAUUCUUUGUUCGUCUUUACGCUUUUAUAGUAGCAAACAUGAGAGGUGAGGGUCAGUCCCUUCCUCCCUGGUUCCCAUAGAAAAUCACAAAUGCAAGAAUUUGAGAGGAUGAGAACACAAUGUUGGAUGAGGCCAACGAAACAGAAAAAAGUGCACUGGUUAGCCAUCUUGUCACAAUCAGGCAUUGUUUUUUUAAUCUAGUGUGCAACAUGUGGUCAACUACCACUUUCCACGUAUUCCUUUUUCUGCAAGUGUUGGAUUUAGCAAAGAUGGCAUGCCACUUGAUUAGUAAAUUAGGGAUAUCUAUCACGGUCAUAGAGGGGAGGGCUUGACUUUACCAUGACGUUUGGUGUUGCCCAGUGUUUUAAGUAUCCAAUUCUAACCAAACUUCUUGAUGUUUGGCUAGCUCUACAGGCCAUUCAGCAUGCAUCUCUUCCUCAUCUAUUUCGGGUUUUUCUUGUCCCUACACUUCCCUGGAUGUUCUGCCGCCAUGGACGCCAUUACAUCCAGGCAAGCACUUGUCGGCAACGACAGGAUCAUCUCCAAUAACGGCAAGUUUGCUCUCGGCUUCUUCCAGACAGGCAGUAAGUCCUCCCACAACACCCUGAACUGGUACCUAGGCAUAUGGUACAACAACGUCCCCAAGCUAACUCCGGUAUGGGUAGCAAACGAUCAUAACCCAGUUACAGACACCACCACAUCGGAGCUGAUAAUAUCCAGUGAUGGCAACCUCGUCAUCUUAAACCAAGUCACUAUGUCCAUCAUCUGGUCUACCCACACGAAUACCACAAGCAACAAUACCAUUGCUACGCUAUUGAACAGCGGAAACCUCAUCCUACAGAACUCCUCGAACUCAUCAAAUGUGUUGUGGCAGAGCUUUGAUUACCCCACAAAUACCUUCCUUCCUGGUAUAAAACUAGGUUGGAACAAGGUCACGGGUCUGAAUCGCCGUCUGGUUUCUAGGAAGAACUUGAUUGACUUAGCCCCUGGCAGAUAUGGUGAAGAAUUAGACCCAAGUGGUGCCAAUCAGUACAUCUUUACACAGCUGAACUCGUCCAUACCAUAUUGGUCGAGUGGGGUAUGGAACGGCCAAUACUUUCCGUCAAUACCAGAGAUGGCAGGCCCUUUUGUUGUAAAUUUUACAUUUGUCGACAAUGACCAAGAGAAGUACUUCACGUAUAACUUACUAGACGAGACAAUCAUUUUCCAUCAUCUGUUGGAUGUCUCAGGUCAAACAAAAUCUUUCCUUUGGCUUGAGAGCUCACAAGACUGGGUGAUGACCUAUGCCCAACCCAGAGUUCAAUGUGAUGUAUUUGCUGUUUGUGGACCAUUCACAAUUUGUAAUGAUAAUACAAUUCCAUUCUGCAACUGUAUGAAAGGAUUCUCCAUAAGAUCACCUAGUGACUGGGAGCUAGAUGAUCGAACAGGCGGCUGUGUGAGAAAUACUCCAUUAGAUUGCGGUAUCAACAAAAGCAUAAGUGAGGAAGACAGGUUCUACCCUAUCACAUGUGUUGGAUUGCCCAAUAACGGACACAGCACAGAAGAUGCUACAAGUGAAGAUAAAUGUACCGAAGUUUGCAUGGGCAGCUGCACUUGCACUGCAUAUUCCUAUGGUGUCAAUGGAUGUUUUAUUUGGAAUGGUGAAAUUAUUAAUGUGAAGCAGCAACAAUGUGAUGAUACUACAAAUACUAACAAAGCCACUCUUUACAUGCGCCUAGCCAACAGAGAGGUACAAAGGUUGGAAAGCAACAGAAGACGGAUAAUCAUCGGCACAGCAAUUGGUGCAAGUGUUGCUUUCUGCGGUUUAUUGUCACUCUUCUUGCUACUGAUGAUUAAGAGGAACAAGAGGUUGUCUGCUCAUAGAAUGGAAAACCUUCAAGGUGGUGGGGGCAUUAUUGCGUUUAGAUAUGUUGAUUUGCAACGUGCAACAAAAAACUUCUCCGAGAAGCUAGGGGCAGGUGGUUUUGGUUCUGUAUUCAAGGGGUUUCUAGAUGACUCCACUGCCAUAGCAGUUAAAAGGCUUGAUGGUGCUUGCCAAGGAGAGAAGCAAUUCAGAGCUGAAGUGAGAUCAAUUGGCUUCAUUCAGCAUAUCAAUCUAGUUAAUCUAAUUGGCUUUUGUACUGAGGGCGACGGUAGGUUGCUUGUCUACGAACACAUGCAAAAUCGUUCUCUUGAUGCUCAUUUAUUUCACAAUAAUGGUACAAUUUUGAAAUGGAGCAUUAGGCAUCAAAUAGCUCUUGGAGUUGCUAGAGGACUGGUCUACUUGCAUGAUAGUUGCCAGGAUUGCAUCAUACAUUGCGACAUUAAGCCAGAGAACAUACUUCUAGAUGCGUCAUUUGUUCCGAAAAUAGCAGAUUUCGGGAUGGCAAAGUUUCUCGGAAGGGAUUUUAGUCGAGUUCUCACUACAAUGAGAGGAACAAUUGGAUAUCUAGCACCUGAAUGGAUUAGCGGAACUGUUAUUACAGCAAAAGUUGAUGUCUACAGCUAUGGCAUGGUUUUGUUGGAAAUUGUAUCAGGGAAGAGGAACUCAGGUAGACAGUAUACAACCGGUGAUGAUUAUGUCUAUUUCCCUGUGCAAGUUGCAAACAAACUACUGGAGGGGGGUGUGGGGAGUCUGGUGGACAUCAAUCUACAUGGCGAUGCCCAUUUGGAACAGGUGGAAAGAGCUUUGAAGAUUGCAUGCUGGUGUAUUCAAGAUGACGAGUUUGAUCGACCCACAAUGGGUGACGUUGUUCAAAGUCUUGAAGGCCUUCUUGAAGUCAACAUACCCCCAAUGCCAAGACUACUUCAAGCUAUUGCAGGGAAUCAACAUUCAACAUUUGAUGGGCACCUGGACCAAGCUUCACAAGAGGCAGGCAAACUGCAACAUACCUCAGAGCUUCAUGAAGACAGGUUGCUGCAAUGAUGGAGCAGAGCUUCCCUUCAGUGAUUGUCUAAACCCUGAAAUACCAGUGGCAAGUUAGCAUUUCUGAAACUAAAUGAACUGAGAUAAGGUUUUUCAGGAUAUAUUGUUGUAUAAUAUACAUAGCAAUCAUUUGGAUUCUCAUCAAAGUAUUGGUUGGUUGUCUA